GGUGAUAAGAGAACGGAGAAGUGAGAAUCAAGAAAUCAGACUUCAGAAGUUCUUAUUUAUUACCGUUAAAAAAUUAGUUUCAUAUAAAUUAAAAAAAACACGUUUUCAUACCAUUAUGUCAAGUAGAUGGUACCCAAUAUAUCAGCGAGGGAACCCUCAAUUGCGAGUGUUUUUACCAAAUUUUUGGAUGAAGUUAUUACGACCAGAAGAGAAACAACCGAAAAAUGUAGUACAAUUUGCAGUGCCUACUGGAAUGAGCAAUUAUGAUAUUAAAAACUAUUUAGAAAAAAUAUAUAAAGUUACAGUUAUUAAUGUAGAAUCGGAUAUUGAAAAUGGUCUAUUGAGAAGGGCCAUUAGAAACAAAUAUGGACAAGUUGUUAAAGAUGAUGAUUUUAGACGCGCGUAUGUUACAUUGCCUCGUGAUCAAGAAUUUGAAUUUCCUGAAGUAUGUACUAGUGAGGAAAAUAAAAAACGACGUGAUGAUGAUGAAAAGUCAACAAAAAUGUCUCGAGAAAUGUACAAAGGUUUCCUGGAUAAAAACAAGGACAGACCUGGUUUUCCUGGGUGGUUUUCAUUUUAGAUUUAUUUUAAUCAUUUAGGUACAUGUAAAUAAAUUUGUAGUAGUUUUGUAAUAUCUGAAAUAAUUAUAGUUAUUAUAUAUUAAACUCUUGAAUAUUGUUUAUUAAAUACACACAUUUUUUUUUAAAAAUA
This is a messenger RNA of Adelges cooleyi (spruce gall adelgid), 711 nucleotides long. It is a transcript of the gene mRpL23, whose product is annotated as probable 39S ribosomal protein L23, mitochondrial. Gene Ontology annotation, molecular function: structural constituent of ribosome. Bases 116 to 580 code for a protein of 154 amino acids. Gene Ontology annotation, biological process: mitochondrial translation. The record is from RefSeq and is a predicted model, not a curated record. The transcript has 5 exons. NCBI's taxonomy places the organism in Eukaryota, Metazoa, Arthropoda, Insecta, Hemiptera, Adelgidae. Gene Ontology annotation, cellular component: ribosome; mitochondrial large ribosomal subunit.